This is a messenger RNA of Pipra filicauda (Wire-tailed manakin), 7986 nucleotides long. It is a transcript of the gene ATMIN, whose product is annotated as ATM interactor. The transcript is spliced from 4 exons. The coding region runs from base 12 to 2384 and encodes 790 amino acids. The record is from RefSeq and is a predicted model, not a curated record. Gene Ontology annotation, cellular component: nucleus. Lineage: Eukaryota; Metazoa; Chordata; Aves; Passeriformes; Pipridae. Gene Ontology annotation, biological process: regulation of transcription by RNA polymerase II. Gene Ontology annotation, molecular function: DNA-binding transcription factor activity, RNA polymerase II-specific; transcription cis-regulatory region binding.
GUGACAGCAACAUGGCGGCGGCGGCGGCCGGGCGGCGUGGCGGGGGCUUGGGGCGGCCCCCCGCGCCCGGGCGGGACGGGCCGCCCGCCGCCGAGCUGGUGCGGCCCUCGGUCACCGAGCUGUCCCAAGUGCGGACCAACAUCCUGUGCACCGUGCCCGGCUGCGGGAAGGUGCUGCCCAACAGUCCGGCCCUCAACAUGCACCUCAGCAAGGCGCACCCGCUGCAGGAUGGAAAACUUAAUGCACCAAUAAGGAAGGGGUUGAAAACUUCACAGAAAUUCUACUGCUGUCCUAUUGAAGGCUGCCCUAGAGGACCAAACAGACCAUUUUCCCAAUUUUCUCUUGUAAAACAGCACUUUAUGAAAAUGCAUGCCGAAAAGAAGCACAAAUGUGAUAAAUGUAGUAACUCCUAUGGCACAGAAUGGUAUUUGAAACGGCAUAUAGAGGUCUGUGGCAAGACUUUCCAGUGUACUUGUGGGUGCCCCUAUGCCAGCAGAACAGCAUUGCUGUCUCACAUUUACAGGACUGGCCAUGAAAUCCCUGCAGAACACAGGGAUCCUCCCAGCAAGAAAAGGAAAAUGGAAACCUCCGCACACAAUCAGCAGCUGGCAGAGAAAGCAAACGAAGCGUUCAUCAGUACCCACAGUAAUGCUCCUGGCACUCAGGAACUGGAGUCCUCUGAAGUGAAAGCAGUGGCCUCUCUGGAAGGCUCCCACAGCUCUAACUUCACAAACCAAAUGCAGCCCAAAUGCACCCCGAAGAUGCUUUUGCCCAAGCCCAAGGUGGCUUUGGUUAAAGUCCCGGUGAUGCAGGUGGCUCACUUGCCUGUUUAUGUGUCUGCCACAGACCCUUCUGUCAAACCUGCUGUAGUGGCUGUUGAUAAUCAAGGUUCAGUUGUAAGUACUGUUCAUUUGUUGCCUCAGUCUAUAGGAAUUCUGAUUCCAGCCCUGGAGGCAGAGACCCUUGUGUUUAAGGACAGUAUGCCUGUGUCAAAAGUGACAAGUGCUGGUGAUCGGGAGCCUGUGAGCACUGGUGUGCAAGUGGAGCUGGAUAAGGUUACACCAAGUAACACAGGGCAAGAGAUGGGCACUGUUUGUCACAAGAACAAAAUUUCUUCCAUAAAUAUACAGACUGACUUAUCUUAUAUUUCACAGAACUUUGUCCCAGCUGCAGCCUGGACUCCCAACUCUUGUGUGUCCUCCUGCUCUCAGACAGAUCUGUCCUUCAGCUCCCAGGUUUCCUUGCCCAUCAGUGUGCAGACACAGACACUGCUGCCUGCUUCCAAACUGACUUCAUCCAUAGCAGCUCAGACCGAUGCUUUCAGUCAGGGGUGUUUCCCAACAUGUGGCGUUUCUAGAGAGACUCAAACCAGUAGGACACAGGAUUGUAUUGAUGGAAGAGUUCAGAUGGACCAGGCUGUCAUGUGCAGUGACAUCUUUGACAAUGUCCCUUCGUCAUAUAAUGUUUCUACUCACAUUGAUCUUCCAGAAAACAAUUUAAUGCCUGCAAAUAUAGAUCAAACCUUGCUGCAAAGAACUAAUUGCAAGAGCCUGAAUCAGGACACGGUGAAGUCUGAAUCCCUGAUCAGCUUCACUACACAGACUAAUAUACUUCCACCUCAAAAUACAACGGAUAAUCAAACCCAGACAAUGGACCUGCUAAGUGAUCUGGAAAACAUCUUUUCAGGAAACAUGUCUGGCCAGACACUGGAUAAUCGUGGCCUUUUGUCUGAGACGAGUUCUAAUGCUGACACACAUCUGCCAUCUGGUCCCUCACAGAGCACAGGGAUAGACUUCGACAUUGAAGAGUUCUUUUCAGCAUCCAAUAUCCAAACUCAGACUGAAGAGAGUGAGCUUGGUACCCUAAACUCUGAGCCAGUUUUGGAGUCACUGGACAUUGAAACUCAGACUGAUUUCUUAUUUUCAGAUAGUGCCACUCAAUCCUAUAACUGCCGAGGCAAUUCUAACUUCUUAGGUUUGGAGAUGUUUGAUACACAGACACAGACAGACCUGAAUUUCUUUUUGGACAGUACUACCCACCUGCCUUUAGGAAGCAUUCUGAAGCAGUCCAGUUUCUCCAUGAGCACUGACUCAUCUGAUACAGAAACCCAGACAGAAGUGUACGUGGCUACUAAAACCACACCUACUCAGAAUAUUGAAAGCAAAGUCCAGCUCAGCAGUGCUGAGACACAGACUAUGGAUAGCUGCUUUGAGAACCUGGGCAGUUUAUUCCUCACCAGCAAUGAGACACAGACAGCAAUGGAUGACUUCCUUCUGGCUGACUUAGCCUGGAAUACAAUGGAGUCCCAGUUCAGCUCAGUGGAAACACAGACCUGUGAAGAGCUGUGCUCCUUGUUCCAGAGCUCUGACAAGCCCAGCCACUGAGUGCUACGUGAUAUAACUGUUCCCUGUGGUUUGAAUUUAAGUUAUUGGGGUGGGAGAUAAUGGCUUUACCAAGUGAUCCACUUCGCAUUAUUGAAUGUAGUUGUCAUGAGCAGUUGACCUAAGAGACUUUUCAUGCUGAAGGUACUCUCUUGAAUAUGUGACUUUACAUAAACUAUGUGUGUAUAAAUGGGGGGGAAGGGAGGGGGCUGUAACAUGUUGAUGUACAUUUGAACCUUAAAAAUUAUGUGGUGCCUAUGUUUUUUCCUCAAACUUCUUUACAAAGCUGUUACUGCUUUCAUUUAAAUGGAAGAACUUUUUGAAGUUGUUCUCUAUCUCUCUCUCUCUCUAUUCCUGGCUUACAUGCAGGGUUCCCAUGUGCUGGACCAAAACCCUGACCUGUUCAGUUGAGAUGCUUCCCUGAACUUAUGGGGGAGGAUUCUAUUUUUAGUGUAAGCUACUUCUGUUUACUUUUUUUAGUAGCUUGUAUUUUAAAUCCGGCAUGAACAUAAUAAGCCGCAUUGUCUUCUUUUACUUUCUGCCUUCACAGCUCUUUCUCCUGCAUAAGCUGACACUUCCCAAAUACCUGUCCUACACACUAGACACAUAGAGAUUCUCGAAUUGUUGAACAUAUUUAUUAUUAAAAAUAUCUAGAAAGCAGUACCUUUUUUUUUUUUCUCUCCCUGAGUGGCACUGAUGCCCUUUGAAGGGUAGGAAAAGAACUUGGAGUUCAUAGUUCUAGGGAAAAUUAGUAUGUAGUCCUUUUAGCUAAGGUAAUAAAUGGGACUAACAUUUUUAGAGUCUCCAGGGGGGAUUUGCUUAAAUUAUUUCUGUCUGUAAGAUACAAAUGUUACAAUGUGUGUGCCUCAGAGACUGGAAUCAUUUGUUUUUGCUGAAGUUCUCUUAGCUUUAUUGCAAUACAAGUUGAGAAAUGUUACAGUGGUUUAUACCUCUCUUACCUUAACAGAAAUCUUUAAAAAUGGGAAAUUAAAUUCCUUAAAACACUCACUCACCUCGACUCCUGUUUUUGGACUUCCUGCUUCCAAAAACAAUUGGAAUCCAUACAGCAGAGCUGGGAAAUCAGCUCACAGAGGCCCUUUCAGAACAGCUCUAUCUUGCUUUUGCACGUUGAUUCACAGCCCUCAGUUCCUGCAGCUUUUAGAGUUUCCCUGAGUGUAGUCAAAUUCACACAACCCGAUUUUUCAGACAAGAAACAUCUGACCUCUUGGAAUCUUUUUUUUUAAUGUUUAUUUUGCCCCUCCUGCCACUGUCUGUGGUAUUUUUCAUUGGCGUGAGAAUACGUGAGUUGUGAAUGUAUGUUGGAAUUUGGCCUUAAGUAAUUUUUAUCUCUUACUAUAAUAUCUGUGAAAUGUAGGCCUCUGGUUUUGUCCUGGACAGGUUUUAGCUUCUGUAACCUUAAAGGAAGGAGAAACCUCUUCGUGUCAAACUCCUGGGCCUGUAACAGACUUUACUCCUCCCUUGUCAGAGGAGAAGUGCUGGCUGUGUAUUUACUGUGCAGCCCAUCAGCAGAUGGAUGUCCAAGCCUUAGGUUUUGAGGACUCUCUAUGCUCUGUGCUGCACAUUCUCAACUCAAGGAUGUGGGAGUUAAGUUACUCAUCCGUUGCAGGCAGCUUGUUUUGGUUGAAAAUGAGCAGUACCCUUCUUUUUUCCUAUUUUUUGUCUCUUCCUAACACUCUUUAAAUUGCCAUAGUUAACAUGCUGAUAUGGUGAGCAUCUCGACCUUUACUGGAAAUAAUUUCUUUAUAUUAACCCUAAAACUCCCGUUUUCCUCCUGAAAUCCCAGCUGUGUUGCCUGUUUAAUUUUUCAGCGUUUCUGGGUAGGAGUUCAGACACUUCCAGUCUUUGGCUGAAGAAACUGCAGAAAGGAAUCUUCAGCUCCCCAGGAGCACAGUAAUUCUGCUGUGGGGAAAGGCCCCCCAGGUUUCACAGUGUCUAGAGUUCUGAUCUGAAAGGUGGGAUAUAUUAAAAAAAGGAAGGCAUCACUUGUAAUUUUGUUUCCUUUGAAGAUAUGACUGUUUUAUAUUUACCUGCCUACUCUGAAACUGGGAAAUAAGAUAACAAAGUUUUUUCUAGCAAUGUUGCAUCUUUACAUUUCAAAAUGUUUUUCCUUCUUCUUUCUUCCCCUGGAUGGAAUACCAGAGAACACUUCUCCAUACCCAGACUUCUCUGUUUCCCACAGAAAUGCCUGAAAGAGAAGGUGUUACUGUGAAUCUGGUUGGGGAAAAGGGUAUUUUCCUCAACUGGCAGAAAUGAGAAACUUCUUUACCUCUGAAUGUAGAAAGUCAGUCCUUUUUUCUGCAAGAGAAGGAAUCUUAGGUGCUGAAGAGCAGAAUUGCUGAGGGGUUUGAGUUGUAGCCAUCUGAGAGACCAGCUGGCAUUUAAAUUCCCUUGAAACUCAUUUACAAAUUAGAGUGAUAAUUGCCACAGUUCUUAAUUCUUAACAUUGGGGACCUCCAGAAAAAAAACCCACAGUUUUGUGUGGACAACCUUACAAUGUAAUCAUUACCCAGUUAUUGUACUUUGUAAUUAAAAGUAUUUAUGAGCUUUGUGUGCUUUACUAGAACAUGCACAUCAGAAUAGUUUCAUUCAUCCUCUGGAUUUAAAACAGUUUGAACUUUAAUUCGGUGAACACAGUACUACGACAUGAAAUCAUUUACUGAAAGUGCAGUACUAAGAGGUAAUUAAAUAUGUCUGCACUGUCUUAGGGAAGUGGCUCAUUCUGACCAAAAUUAACGUUUUUCUUCGCAAAAUUGGUUCUCCAUAAAUUAUUCAUAGAAGUCAGAAACGGGUCUGGAUCCUGUGUUGUUGGCUUAAGUCGCUCAGUUUGGAUUUAUUAAGUAUUUUUGUGAAAAUGUGGAGACUGCAACCAGACUUCACAGUGUGGUGAAUCCCACAGUAAGCAUCAUGAAACCUGAUCUGAAAUACUGUGCCUGAAUAUUGCCAUUCCUUCACAUCUGAACAAGUUCUUGAAAAAGGCUAAGUUUCUGUUUUCACCAUGAUUUUAAAAAUAAACUUCAGUCAGAACUAUUUCUUGGUAGAACUAAAAUGAUACUUAUCUCCCUUUUUCUGCAGUUUGUCUCUGAUUUGGUUUUCAAGGCACUGUCUUAUUGUAAGUAUUGGUCAGCAGUGACUCCUUUACUUGCUCUCUUCUGUAUCCUCUGCUGCCAUUAGAGCUGCUCUUCAGAAAGUAACAUCAGAUUCUCCACAGCCUUUUAGCACAGUUGUGUAUCUGGAAGUGAUACUAAUGUUACUUGAGCUUACUCUGUGCAUUUUCUGCUUAUUUCCAUUAUGCUGUGAUUGCUAGAUCUUGAUCUGGGUGCCUGUGUAAUGCUAUUCUAAAACUGAAUUAGUAGUUUUGUAGUUUGAUUUGAGCUUUUCUUUAGUAUAUAAAGAUUCAAACAAAGGAAACAGCAAAUUUGGGACUUGCAUUCUAUGAGAGCAUAAGCACAAACAAGCUGAAAAAUGAAACAUCUGUCUUGUUGCCUCCCAUAUUUGUUUGUCACAAUGCUAAAAGUUUGUAUGACAGUAGAUGUUUCUUCUACUUGUGGCUUUAUUUGCAUCUAUUUCUGCUAAUACACUUUUAAAUACUUUCUGCUGGGGGUAGGGAGGGAGUCCCCCCCAAACUCUUUGUGUUGGCCUAGAGAAAUUGGUAGUUUUAAGUCAGAGUUUGCUAAUGCUACACAUUCUUAGCUAUGCAAAGCUGCUUGUGUCUAGAAAAUUUUGACUUCCAAAGCAUAUGAAAGCAUUAAAAAAAAUGUAUAUAUACCUGCAGCUGUAAAUAGCUGUAAACCAAGCCUUGUGAGACCUCGUCUACUUUUGAUCAAUCCAGUCAGUGUCUGUAACUUAAUGUAUGUAACUAACUCCUCACAGAUUUUUAUUCCAAGGCUCAUACAGAGUCAUUUUUUCUGUUGAAAACAAGAGGCUGAAUUUCCCUGUUUGUCACACGGACCUUGGUUGUGUAGGGGCAGCAGAACAAAGAAUGCCUUCCCCUGUUCUCAGUCCUGCUCCUGCUGGCACGUGCUCACGGGCUGAAUUGAUUUUCUUGAGAGGCUGGGUAGAAAUGUAAGUGUUGGCAGGAUCGGGGUCUUAAGGGGUUAGGAGAUUUUUUUUUUUUUAAUAUCCUUUCAAAUGUAGGGUAAGUCAAUAGAACUGAUACUGAAUCAACUUAGGGUGCUCAACUUGCAAAAGAACAUGUUCCUGAAAUGACAGCUCAGAGGUGAACCAAAUGUACUUGCCUUUGUUGUUAAGGUUGUACAGCUUCCUUUGCUUUAAUAUAUUUCUGACAUGUGCUGGUUUUUUAAACAUGAUCUUAAUGUACAAUUUACUGUUCCAAAUACAUUCACACCAAAAUGUUGGUAACAUUCUGGGCCUUGCAAGCUUUUUUCAUUCCUUUUUGGUUUAAGGUGCUGCUAUGAUGUGUCCUGGUAGAAUGGACCUCCUGUGAGCAGGCUGCAUUUAGUAAUUAUGAACACUAAGAGGAUGUUCAAUGGUAGCAAACUUCAGUGCAAGGUGCAAACACACAUCCUCUGUUUCUUUUGUUGUUUUUUUAAGAGUUGAUGUGAUUUUCGAGGUGUGCUGGAAGGACUUGCUGCUUAGGGCACGACUGAAUUCUCCUGUUUCAAAUGCCAUUGCUAUGCAAUGAACAGAACCCAGCCCUGAGCUCUGCAGUCGGGGUUGGGGUUUGUGUGAGGGAACAUUUGUGUUUGUGUGAGGGAAUGUUUGUGUUUGUGUGAGGGAACGUUUGGGUUCGUGUGUGUGGCUCCUCCACUUCCCCACAGAUGGCACGGACAGCCCAGAAGCUCCUGAAGGAACUGCCGAGUGGAAUAACAGAAGUCCCUUUGUUUGUGAUCCUUUUUCAUAUGCUGGCUUUACAGAACCUUCAACAAUAUGAUAGAUGACCUGUGGUGAUGCAAACUGUGCGUUUCACAACAGCCAGUGCUUUACAUGCCUGCUUCAAGCACCUGCACGCAGAGCUAGAGUGACAGCACUUCUAUCUACAGGUACUUGCAAGUGCAUCUGUGAUAAAGCUAGAUAUGAAAGCCAUUUUUCUACAGCUUAAAGAAUUCAACACCUGAUUAGGAUCUCAUUGAAACUUGUGAUUAUUUUGAAUGGAUGAGUAAUAAAUCUCAUGGGUGAGUCCUUCCCAGAGCAUGUGUGAGGUAAUCUCAGCAAGGCUGAGAAAUGUCCUUAAAAUAUUUUUCUUUUCUUCACCAGUGGGAUUUUUUUAUUUAGUGGACAAAUUUAGUUUCCAAAGGAUGUUCAUGUUUAAUUCUUGCUGUUUAAGCCAGUAAACUUGCAAUGAGCAGACAAAAUCAAGCAUUCAUUUCUUAGACCUAUUUUACAAGUGACAAUCCCAAAGAAGGAAUGUUGUCCUAGUAACUGUGAAACUUUUAAGUAUAUUAUUGCAUGCAGAGAAAACCUUGUGCCAAAAUACUGUUUCAUAUUUCCCUCUGUUGGAAACUGAAGUGUUACACAAAGCUACGAGUAAGUUAUUCACGAGUGUUGAAACGUUUUGUUCACAAAUGAAGCACUUAUUUAGUCCUGUAAAUUAUACAUAUUUUGGAAUAAAGUUAACUUCAAUCAG